AUGGCGCCACCAUCCUUGCCAUCUUACCUUGACCCAGAAGUGUUACCUAGACUUCUUGAGAAUGUCAAUGAGCAUGUACAAGCCCUCAGUUCCGGGGAUCUCAAGGCACGGGACGCGGCAAUUGAGGCCUGUCGAACACUUGCAUCGACCCUUGAAUCUCCCAGUGAAGCCUUUGUGAGGAUGACAUGGGUCGAGCCCAGUCAUCUUUCGUCUAUGCGUGUUGCCCUUGGAAUGGGGCUGUUCGAACAGCUAGCAGCCGACAGUAGCUCGCCGAAGAGCAGUGCUCAACUUGCAGCCUUAUGCUCAGCUGAUCCACGAUUGGUUGAGAAGACUUUGAAAGUGCUUGCCGCAGUAGGCACUGUACGUGAGGUCGACGCAGAUAGCUAUGCGUCGAGUCCUCUUUCGCAGUCGAUGACACGAUCCAUCUUCAGUGACAGUCUUUCUUUGAUGCACGACUUCUGCAUCCCGAUCAACCUCAAGACGGCCGACUUCUUCGCGCAAAAUGGCUACAAAUACCCUGCUGACCCGCUGAGUGCCCCGGCUCAGUUUGCGCACAACGUCAUGGGAAAGACUCAUGUAAUGCAGCUAUAUGAGGAGCAUGACCAAGCUCAGAAAUUCGGCAGUAUGAUGGCCACAUGGAUGCUGGGGCGGCCUCAUUGGUCUGACAACAGCUUUUACCCGGUCCAGGAACGACUUAUACAAGGCGCAACGGGUGAGCACGAUUCAGUCUUCCUCGUCGAUGUUGGAGGCAGCACUGGGCACGACCUCAGCGCCUUCUUAGCUCUCCAUCCCCUCGGCACCUUCCCAGGACAUUUGGUCGUGCAGGACCGUGCUGAAGUCAUCGACACUAUCCCCAAGGGUAGCUUAAGCGCCGGUAUCCAGCCCAUGGCCCAUGACUUCUUUACUCCACAGCCUGUGCAAGGAGCCAGAGCAUACUUUCUCCACAACAUCAUCCAUGAUUGGGAUGACGACAAGGCGCGUGCUAUCUUGAAAAACCUGGCGGCUGCUAUGAAGAAGGGAUACUCCAAGCUAUUGCUAUGGGAGUACGUGCUUCCGGCGAAGAACUCGCCUCCCACACUCUCAGCUCUUGACUGGGAGAUGAUGUCCUUCUGGGCCGCUAGUGAGCGGUCAGAUGGUCACUGGAGACGCAUACUCGAAGAUCCUGAGAUCGGCCUCAAGGUCAAUGGAUUUUGGAGUUACAGUCAAUACGAUCAGACUGUGAUCGAGGCCGAAUUGGCUUGA
This is a messenger RNA of Exophiala viscosa, 1242 nucleotides long. Its product is annotated as O-methyltransferase-domain-containing protein. Gene Ontology annotation, molecular function: O-methyltransferase activity. The transcript is spliced from 5 exons. The record is from RefSeq and is a predicted model, not a curated record. NCBI's taxonomy places the organism in Eukaryota, Fungi, Ascomycota, Eurotiomycetes, Chaetothyriales, Herpotrichiellaceae. The coding region runs from base 1 to 1242 and encodes 413 amino acids.